This is a messenger RNA of Hansenula ciferrii, 4206 nucleotides long. Its product is annotated as RNA polymerase sigma factor rpoD. The record is from RefSeq and is a predicted model, not a curated record. Lineage: Eukaryota; Fungi; Ascomycota; Saccharomycetes; Phaffomycetales; Wickerhamomycetaceae. The coding region runs from base 1 to 4206 and encodes 1401 amino acids. The transcript has a single exon.
AUGUUAAACUUUAUAUCAAAUUUUAUGAAUGAACUAACUUCAGAUGAUAUAAUUCAAGAUAUUAUCAAAAUGACCAUAGAACAUCACAAAAUAAUAUUUUUAAUGAAGAAGAGAUCAAAUUAUACAUCUGAAGCUAAUGUCGGUAUUGAAUAUCAAGAAGUUGCACUGCUGAAUAGGUAUGAAACUCAGCUUCAUGAUGAUCCUGAAUAUUACAUUCACCACAACACAAAUUUCAUAAUAACAUAUGUCUUUUUACAUAACAUCAAUAGAAUGUUUAAAUUAAUUUUUAAUCAUGAACUAUAUCCAGAAAGAUUAAAAAGUCUAAUUCAAGAAUAUAAACAGAAAAGUGAAAUUCCAAUCAUGCAUCUCUUACAAUCAAAGAAAAAUAGCACAUAUAAUCAUACAGAUUUUAGAAUCAGAGAUGAGGUUAAUUCAAAGAACAAUUAUAAAAGGUAUUUGGUUAUUAGUCAAGCCACUGGAUAUAGAAAAUAUUCUUGUAAUCUAAAGGUUCUUGAUAGAGAUGAAAUUAAAUUGGAAGACAUAUUUAAAAGAAUAACCAGAUUAAUGAACAUAACUAUUAAUGAUAAUAAUAUAACAUCAUCUGUAUCAGAAAUAAAUGAUCAGUUUCUUUCAACAUAUAUUAAAAAUGGUCCAGAACGCACUGAAGUGCUCCAAAAGUUCGAUUUGGAUUGUUAUGAUAACAAUAAAAACUCAAGAAGGGCUCCAAAAAUGCCAAAAUUGAUCAAAAAUUUAUUCAUUGAUGUAAUGCUAGAGAAGUUAGAUGAUCUCCAAUUAAUAAUGAACAAUUUGAAUCAAGCAGCUAAUGAUCAAGAGAUGAAUGAAUCGAAUUACAAUGAUAUUGACUGGGAUAUCUUUGGAGGUGAUCAUCCAAUUGAUGAAGAUGACAAUAUAAACAGAGAGUUGAAUGAAUCUUCCCAAAAUGUGAAUUCUGAAGCUGAGGUUGAAGCUGAUGAUAAUUCGUUAGAAGAAGAAGAAGAAGAAGAAGAAGAAGAAGAAGAAGAAGAAGAAGAAGAAGAAGAAGAUGAUGAUGAUGAUGAUGAUGAAGAUCUAGAGUUUAUGAAGCAAGUUUCGUUUGAAGAAGCACCCCUUGUCUUCUAUAACUUUUUCAUGAAAAAAAUCAGACACAUCACUAAAGACCCAACAGAAGCGUUUAAAAACCUAAUUUUAGGUCUAUACACAGCAGGGGAAAUGACAAAGAGAACCAGUGAGAUCAUAUUAAGGAGUUAUCAGAACUCUUUAGAUUCUAUUACUGGUAAAGGUGUUUUUGAUAAACCUGGUUCUAAUUUCAUAGAUUGUUCAGCUAAAAGUAGAACAGAGCCAUUUUGGAAAUCAGCAGUUAAAGAUUUUAAAACCAGUGGUUUUAAUUUGGAAGAAUUAAUUACAGAAUCAAAUAAUUAUGAAGAUUCAAAUGUUAAUGAUGAAGAUAUCAACAAUUGCAAUUUAGAAGAAUUGAAUGACAUGUAUUUAAAGGAAUUUUUGAAUAAACUAAAUGGAAAUUAUGAUAAAGAACAAAGACCAAUUGAAAGAUUUUCAGAAAAUCUAAUUAACACAAUGUUACAUUUCAAUUUAAUAUAUAAAAUCCAUAUAUGUCCUUACUGCAAAAGUACAACGGACUAUAUCAACAUGGAUUUAUAUAAUGAAAAUCUUUUUAAAAAGGAAUGGACUUGCAAUUUAUGUCAAAGGUCCAUCAAUAAGAAAGGUUAUACAAAUACAGGUAUGACAUCUGAUUACUUCUUCACCAUUUCUCCAAGAUUGUAUAUCACAUUUGCGUUUCUGAACUCAAGCAUGUUUGCAAAACAAAUAAUUACAAGCCAUGAACUAAUCAAUAAAGAGAUAGAUAAUUAUGAACCAAAUCAUGAUUCACCUCAAAAACUUAUCACUUUUCAAGAAUCAAAAUUAAUACAAGAUUUGAAGCUUGUUAAAAAAGAAUAUACAACAGGAAUUUUUGACCAAGAACAUAUAAAUUCUGAUUCUUUCCAUUAUUCACCUGAAGAAGUUCAUGUUAAUUGCGUCUUGGAAUUUGACGGAAUUGCCAUUUCCAAGAAUCAAUAUUAUCCAAUCUCUUUGAGAGUUUUAGACCUCGAAGAUUCAUCAAAUAAAUUUCCUAUACGUUGUUGCAAUUUACCAUCAAUUAUAAAGAAUUCAACUUUACCAAAUGCUCAAAGUUCUUUCACAUCAUUUGUUACGCCAUUGUUAGAUGAUCUAGCACUAAGUGAUACAAAAGGUAUUUACGUUAUAAAUGGUGGUUCGAGAGAAAAAGAAAUCAAAAAAAUAUACAUUAAAUUGAUAAAUGUUAACGCUGAUAGUGCUGCAUUGGAUAAGAUAUUGUCCACAAAUGGACCUUCAAGUUGGCUGCCUUGUAAAACAUGCACCAAAUAUCGUUGUUUACAUCAUAAAGACAAUCAUAAUGAAACAAGGGAUUUGACUUCAGUUUUUAUUGAACGUGGUACGGAAAAUGUUUUGAAUGAUGAAAACUUUUUACAAGAAACAAUUAAUAACUAUAAAAUUGAUAGAAAUGAAGGAACUUGGUGUACCCGUGAAGAGCUAACAAUGCAACCACCUGUUGUAAAGGACAACCAAUUUAGACAAAUGGCAUUUGAACUUAUUUCAAGAAAUCCAAAAUUAUCAAAAGUUCUAGGCUAUAGUUCAAAAUCUAAAUAUUGGACCUUCAGUUCAGCAAUUAGUUCAAUUUCCACAGUAACAUUGAAUUUAGUUCAUGCCCUAAUUGAAAAUAUUGCACAGAAACUUUUAUGGAUGUUAUUAUCAAGAGAUCAAGGAUUGAUUGAUAUGCAAGAUCUUAACGGUCAAGCACUCAAUUAUUGUUUAGAUGGAAAUACAAGGCCAAUGUUGGAAGAUUAUAUCAAAAAGAACAAGCAAAAUUACCCAUUUGCUUUCGGAGAACCUUACGAUAUUAAUAAAUUUAGUUCAAAAGAUAAAAAUGGAGGAUUGAAGGCAGAACAAUUGAUGUCACUCUUCAUUUUAAUUACUUCAAUACUUUGUGUUGAAGGUCAUGAUGCUGGAAAUAUCAACAUUAAUAGCAAAUUGAUUGAUUUGUUUAGAUCAUUUACAGUUAUUAUGAAAAUUGCAUUUGCAAGAAAAAUCACAAAUUCAAUGUUGAAUGUACUAAAAACUAAAGUUGAAACAUUUAUUUUAACAUAUACAGAAAUGUUUAGGGACGAUCAAGGAAAUGACACUUUAAAAUCUAUGAAAAGUAUGUAUAUACAUACACUUAGUCAUUUAUAUGAUUCAGUUCAUAUGUUUGGACCUCCAAUUAUGUUUAGUGGGUAUUGUAUUGAGAGGCAGAUGAAUCAAUUAAAGUCAUCUAAUGAUUCCCGUUGUUCAAUCAUAAAAUCAACAAACAAAAAAGAAAUCCUUAUGCAAACCAUAUCUGAUAUCGUUUAUACAGUUUAUGAACAGGAAUAUGUUGGUAAAGUUGCAAAAUUAAAAGACAUUGAUUUGUUUGAUGAUCAUAGAUUAAAUGAUGACAUUAAUGAUAUUGAUAAAUUCUAUAACGAAUUUAUAAUUCCCAGAAUAGGGUUAACUGAGUCAAAAACUAGAUUUGAAAUAAUUGAAAAAGUCAAUAACUCAAAUAUUCAGAAACGUUUGUUUCAAAAAGACUCUUAUGGUCUUUUGAAUAAUUUUAAAAGACGCAAACCAAAUGAUUAUGAAAAUUUCAAAAACAUACAAAGACAGUCAUUUCAAGAUUUAAACAUUGAAGAAACAAUUGAAAUUUCUGAAAAUAAGAUUUUUGGUACCCAUGAAAAUAAGAAAAAGCCCAUUACUUCACAAUUUGAAUUGCCUGAAAUGCAAUCUGAAAUAACAAAGAUCUUGAGAAAUUUCAACUUGUCAAGAAACUACUGGGACAGCUUUUUAUCUUCAAAUUUAAACAUAAGACAUAGAGUUUCAGUCGAAAUAUUAGGAUCCAUGGACAUAAAUAAAAAUUGGGCAAUAAGCAACAUGACUGUUACUCAAAAUGAUCCUGUGGAUAUCAAUAAUCGGAUAGCUGCUUAUUUUGGUAAUUCAAAUUUCAGAAAAAAGCCAAAGAGAAAUGGAGUUGUUGCUUUCAAAUCCAAAACCAGUACUGAUGAUAAUAUACCAGAUGAAUAUGUUUUGCAAUUCGGUCAAGUUGAAAAACUCAUUCAAUUCAAGAAAAAUGGUGAAAUCGUUUUAAAAGCUGCUUUAUAA